AUGCUAGGACCAGCUGAAGACAUGGAAACCAACACGGCCAAGAAGAACAAGGACCAGCCUAAAGAAAAGCCUCGAGUCACAUUUAAACUAAAUGUUGAGCUGUUGCCUGAAGUAUUGGGCUGGGAGUCUGAGCAGAGCUAUUCUUGUGACACCAGUCAGGUGUGUGGUGACACCUUCUUAAUUGGUGAUCCUGGGAAGGUGGCCAAAGGUGACGACCCGGACACGUGGGACGAUACAACCAUCGACAACGACGUGGCGGUCAUAGACGAUCAUGGCGAUGAUACGAGCGUUAUUGACGAUAACGAUGAGGACACACGCGGGGACCUCGUUUCUAUUGAUGAAUUUGUGGAGGAGCUUGCGACAGCGAUCCCCAACUCUACCGACAAGGCAAAGCACGACCGAUCAGAAACUGCCAAGACAAAAUCCUACAGAUACCGGCCCAGCACUAAAACCCACCCCGUCCUAGGGUCUCUGAUGUCUCAGGACAAGACAGCCAUAAGACACACAUUGGAGCCGUCUGAUAUAAACAAACUGGAUGGCACCGGAAGAAUUAAACAGCAAAGUCUGAAGAAAACGAAAGUAAACUCUCGGCUUCAAGCAAAGAGAAAAGAUGGCGAUGAGGGAAGUCCUGUUGACCCAGUUGAAGUCAUCUUCUCCAGUGAGAGCGAAUCGAAUGUUGACCCGGAAGUCGUGUACUCGAGCGAUAGUGACAUGAACCCCACCCCGGUGAGUAGCGUCACGGAGCUGGAGAGUCAGACCAAGUCCUGGGCAGGGGACGACCCCCCGGUCUACGUAACCGACAGCACGGUCCCCAGGGGCAGUCAGCGGGAGGACAGUACGUUGGUCUCUUUAACGGAAAUGUUCCAGGACCAGGACCUGGUGCAGGACAAGACAAGCCGCGGGGAGAGGGAGGACGAGCUGAGGUCAAAGGUCAAGGAGGAGCAGGACUUGAGGAGUCUAGGGCGGGCUGGCACCUGGGGGAAAGGGAACAUAGCAGCCAGCAACCACGGGAACACAGCCAGCAACCACGGGAACACAGCCAACAACCACGGGAACACAGCCAGCAACCACGGGAACACAGCCAACAACCACGGGAACACAGCCAACAACCACGGGAACACAGCCAGCAACCACGGGAACACAGCCAACAACCACGGGAACACAGCAGCCAAAGAUCUAGGGAACAUAGUGACCAACAUUCACGGGAACACAGCCAACAACCACGGGAACACAGCCAACAACCACGGGAACACAGCCAACAACCACGGGAACACAGCCAGCAACCACGGGAACAUAGCAGCCAAAGAUCUAAGGAACAUACCAAAGGUCUAG
Molecule: messenger RNA, 1332 nt
Organism: Physella acuta
Lineage: Eukaryota; Metazoa; Mollusca; Gastropoda; Physidae
Source: RefSeq, a predicted model, not a curated record